Medioppia subpectinata is the source of this 1802-nucleotide messenger RNA. The record is from the annotation of a GenBank genome assembly. NCBI's taxonomy places the organism in Eukaryota, Metazoa, Arthropoda, Arachnida, Sarcoptiformes, Oppiidae.
AGAAGGGCGUCUCAAACGCCAAAUUCCAACACUAAAUGCCCACAAAAUGCAUGUAUUUUCUACCAUAUUCUAAAUCUAUUUAAGCCAUCGCUUCAGUGGUAGUGGUGUUUAGAUAAUCAAAUGUGUUAUCAACGGAUCCUUAUUAUGUCGGAGAAUUCUUGGCAUUGAAUUCAUUCAUUCAUCGAAACUCAUACUUCGCUACCAAUAAUGACUGUGGAGAGGAUCUGUUGUGUGGGCGCGGGUUAUGUCGGAGGACCGACUUGUACUGUAAUCGCCAGCAAUUGUCCCGACAUUAGGGUCUGUGUCGUCGACUCUAACGCCGAGAGAAUUGCGAAAUGGAAUUCAGACGAACUGCCCAUUUAUGAGCCCGGACUCGACGAUAUUGUCCGCAAAUGUCGCGGAACUAACCUCUUCUUCUCGAAUAAUAUUCAGGAGGAGAUCGAAAAGGCGGACAUUAUCUUCAUAUCAGUCAAUACUCCGACCAAAACGUUUGGUUUUGGUAAAGGAAAAGCGGCUGAUCUUCAGAAUCUGGAACACGUCGCCCGACUUAUAGCUAAUUAUUCAAAUAAAAGCAAAAUAGUGGUCGAGAAGAGCACAGUUCCCGUUCGCGCCGCUGAAAGUAUUAACAGAAUAUUGACGGCAAACACGAGACCCGGCAUCAGAUUCGAUGUGCUCUCGAAUCCGGAAUUCUUGGCCGAAGGAACGGCUAUCGAAGACCUCUUAAAUCCGGACAGAAUUCUGAUCGGAGGCGAAGAGACGCCGGAAGGGAAGCGAGCGAUUCAGACGUUGUGUUCAAUAUAUUCAAAAUGGAUUCCGAGAGAGAAGAUUAUCACAACGAAUACGUGGUCUUCAGAGUUGUCUAAAUUGGCCGCCAAUGCAUUCCUCGCGCAGAGAAUUUCGUCGAUUAACGCCAUUUCGGCCAUUUGUGAGGCGACCGGCGCUGACGUGUCAGAAGUGGCCCAUUCUAUCGGUUCCGACACACGUAUCGGCGCUAAGUGUCUGAAGGCUGGCGUCGGUUUCGGCGGCAGUUGUUUCCAGAAAGAUGUCUUAAAUUUGGUUUAUCUCUCCGAAUGCCUUAAUUUGCCAGAAGUGGCCGAUUAUUGGGUUCAGAUAAUCGAAAUGAAUAAUUUCCAGAAAAGACGAUUCGCUUUGAGAAUCAUUGAGUGCCUCUUCAAUACGGUUACGGCUAAGAAAAUAGCGAUUUUGGGAUUUGCCUUCAAGAAGAAUACGGGAGACACUCGGGAAUCACCGGCCAUUUUGGUUUGCAAAUAUCUGCUCGAAGAAGGCGCCAAACUAUGCAUUUAUGACCCAAAAGUGCCAAAACAACAAAUUUACACUGACUUGAAAUCUGCUGAGAGACCCGAUGACAUGCAACUCAUUGAAGUGACAGACAGUCCGUACAAAGCGACCGAAGGCGCCCACGCCAUCGUCUUCUGCACCGAAUGGGACGAGUUUACGAAAUUGGAUUUCAAGCAAAUGUACGACAAAAUGCUUAAACCGGCGUUUGUUUUCGACGGCCGAAAGAUAGUGAACGUCGAAGAACUGCAAUCAAUCGGAUUUCAUGUCGAGACUAUCGGCAGAAGGACUUCCAAACUAUUAAAGACUCGACUCAAUCGAUGCACAUCUCAUGCCGACUGACAAACAGAUUACAACUAUUUAUUUAAUUUUUAACUUUUUUUUAUUGUUAGGCAAACCUUUUUAUUUAUUUUUAAUAUUUUGUUUAAUUAAUUUGCAUUUAUAUAAUUUUAUUAUUAUUGACUUUAUGGAUAUUCCGUUACAUUUAUGGUCCAAACUAGAGGUUC